Clarias gariepinus (North African catfish) is the source of this 4064-nucleotide messenger RNA. RefSeq names its product toll-like receptor 13. The record is from RefSeq and is a predicted model, not a curated record. The coding region runs from base 128 to 3028 and encodes 966 amino acids. Lineage: Eukaryota; Metazoa; Chordata; Actinopteri; Siluriformes; Clariidae. The transcript has 2 exons. Gene Ontology annotation, biological process: toll-like receptor signaling pathway; inflammatory response; immune response. Gene Ontology annotation, cellular component: membrane. Gene Ontology annotation, molecular function: transmembrane signaling receptor activity; protein binding.
UGACAUACUUCCUCGUGUCAUGGUUAAACAAGCCUUGGGAAUCCAUUCAAGUGUAGAGGUUUAGAAGAAAAGGAGCUCUUGUACAAGAAGGAGACAUCUGAAUUUGAGCAAUUCAUCCUGUUUAGAAAUGACCACAAAUUUAGGCAUGAUGUGUUUCAAGGCAACAAUGUCACUGGCUCUUCUCAGUAUAUACAUCUUCAGUUUCCAAGUCAGUGCGUUUUCAUUAACAAACUGCACCGUCUCGGUUGAUUUAAACAACACUGAUGAGGUAAAAGUUCUUUGCUAUAAGAUGGGCUUUUAUACGGUUCCUUCCCCGAUACCCAGCAAUGCAAGAUUCAUAGACAUGUCCUUCAACUACUUUUCAAACAUCAGAGCUGGAGACUUUGAGGACCUUUGGAACUUGAGAGGUUUCAACUUAUCUAACAGUAACAUCUCACAGAUAGAAGAAGGUACUGCAAUGCAUUUUCCCAACUUGAUUAAACUUAAUCUGGCCUACAACAAGCUGAAAACAGUGUCAAGAGGUCUACUGGAUGGUCUUGUCAACCUGCAAGUGCUGCGACUUGAUGGAAAUUUAAUCGAAAGUAUUGACGAAUAUGCUUUUAACACUCUUCGGAGUUUGACCAUCCUGAACCUUACAGAAAAUAACCUCAGACAGAUUGCCAACGUCAGACCAGUGCUUUUGUCACCAAGCUUGGAGGAAUUGCUCAUCGGAAGCAACAAAUUUGACGUCUUCAACUCAUACGACCUGUCAAGGACGGCUUUGUCGCUGAAAAAAAUCGAUUUGUCUUACAAUGCAUUGACCAAGUUCCAAAUCACUGAGAACAUCUUCCCAAAUCUGGAUUACCUUGAUUUAUCACACUGUGGUCGAAACAGGACUAUGCUAUGGAAUAUUACUGAUAAGGCUUUUCUGAAUUCAGUAAAAGCACUGAAUCUGACCGGAGUACACAUGCCAGAGGAGGACCUCACUGCAGUACUUCAGAACAUCUCUUGGGCCUCCUUGUUUAUACUCAGAUUAAGUGAACUAAAAUGGAUGAACCCACAAACUCUUUUACAGUCUGGAUGCUUGCCUGGACUCAAGGUGCUACGCAUGCUGCACAACAGAAUCGUAAACUUGACGGCUCAUAUGCUCGAUCCCUGCUCUAACUUGACAGAGCUAGACUUUGGAGAUAACGAAAUAUCUAAUAUUUCUGCGCCCAUAUUUGAAGAACUAACACAGCUUAAGAAACUCUAUCUACAAGGUAAUAAACUCACCGAGGUCAACAAUUCGUUUCAAAAUCUUCUGAUGCUUGAGUAUCUAGAUCUCAGUAGAAACAGUAUUAGUCAUUUAACCUGUACAGACUUUGCUAAUUUAACACAGUUAAAUACGCUAUAUUUGUACAGCAACAAAAUUUCAAAACUUUUUCAAUGUGUGUUUAAAGAUUUAAAUAAUCUUGAAAUUUUAAAUCUGGGAACGAAUAAAUUAUUGACGAUCGACGUUGCUUUUCAACAAGACCUUCCUUCUUUGAAGUAUUUGCAAGUGACAUAUAAUAAGUUAAGCACAAUUCGCAAGAAAAGCUUUAAGAGUUUGUUUAGUCUUAGAACCCUUGAUCUCGGUGACAAUCAGAUUUUUGAGAUUGAACCACAUGCAUUUUCAGGGCUGACAAAUCUAACAGACUUGUUACUUUACUCUAACAGGAUAACGGGUAAAACUAUAAAAGACCCAGCUGUGUUCUUUGGCAUGCCUAACCUGAAAUCUCUACAACUGCAUAGCAAUGUCAUUCAUUACAAUGAUGAUAAGUUGCAAAAUCCCCCGUUUUUUUAUUUAAGUUCACUAAAAAAUUUGUCUAUUCAUAGUCAAAGACGAGGUUUUGGUCAAAUCCCCUCAAAUCUGCUUCAAGGUUUAACUUCCUUAACAAUGUUCUAUGGCGGAAACAUGAACCUGAAUAAUCUCCAUCCUAAAAUGUUCGAGUCCACUCCUAACCUUUGGUUUUUAGACCUCACAAAGAACGUGUUUGCAGACGACGACUCCAUAACCGCAAACGUUUUCCACCCGAUCCCAAAUCUGAGGAAGCUUAUCAUCAGCAGUGCUCAGAUUCAUUCUCUGAAUUUCUUAAUUAAUGCAAACCUUUCUAGGCUUACAGCCUUGAGAGCGCCUGAGAAUAAAUUAGACGUCAUCAAUCAAACGUUGAUUCAGUCACUCCCUCAUCUGACAUAUCUCGACUUGCAGCAAAACAUCUUUACUUGUGACUGCAACAAUGCUUUUUUUAUCAACUGGGCUUUAACCAGUAAUUACACCCAGGUUAUUUACCUAAAUGGAUAUACUUGUAGCUACCCUUUAUCUCUGAGAGGUAAAAGCAUUUUAGACAUGAAUGUAGAGUCGUGUAACGUGAAUAUAGACUUCAUCAUGUUUGUACUCAGCUCUGUCGUGGUUAUGCUGACUCUUCUGGGGUCAUUCAUUUAUCAGCUCUUUCGCUGGCAGGUUUUGUAUGCGUACUACCUAUUCCUCGCCUUCCUGUAUGACAGCAAACGGAAACAGAUGCACCAGCAACACGGAUUCAAAUACGAUGCCUUUAUUUCCUACAAUGUCCAGGAUGAACCUUGGGUUGUCGAAGAACUUAUUCCUAAUUUGGAAGACGAACAGGGCUGGAGACUCUGUCUACAUCAUAGAGACUUUGAGCCAGGAAGAUCCAUCAUAGACAACAUCAUGGACGGGAUAUACAGCAGUCGUAAGACCAUAUGCUUGAUCACACAUAAUUAUUUGAGAAGCACGUGGUGCUCCAAGGAAAUCCAGAUGGCUAACUUUAGGCUGUUUGAUGAAAAGAAAGAUGUAUUAAUCCUGAUAUUUCUGGAGGACAUUCCUACCUGUCAGCUGUCUCCAUAUUAUCGAAUGCGUCAGCUGGUAAAGAAGAAGACCUACCUCAAAUGGCCCAAACAUGGAGUAGACACACGGGUAUUUUGGCAGAAACUGAGAAUGGCUUUAGAGACCAAGGAAGGCCCAGAAGAUGAGAAAGCUCUUCUCAGUGGACAUGGGGAACCUGACCUUCUGUAAAGUGUAUCAUUUAUGCGUUUUUUUUUUUUUCAUAAAGGAAUUUAUUUUCAUUGCAUUCCACUCUCAAACACUGUGUCAGUGUUUGAGCAAAGUGAUGAGGAAAUAGAGGAACUGUGUCGGCAAUUUUGAACCUAAAUAGGCACAGUACAUGCUGACUUAGCCUUCAUUAUUCAGAGUAGUGCUGAACGGCACAUCUCUGUGGCUUCUAUUCCUACUUUGUUCCCCAUUGUAUUGCACAGCAGGAGUCCCGCCCCCUAGACACAAGACUGUAAUGACCAUGUACUUUUUUCAUUUCUCUUUUCAUUGCUUGCUUCUUACAAAGAGUUCACCGUUAAUGUUAAAUAAAAAUGUUGAAUUAGACGGCCACAUGACCACCAGAUUCCUCAAAUCAAUCAAAUAUUGCUUGUAUAAAUUUUAAAAAUGUAAAAAAAAAUAUAUAUAUAUAUUUGGUCAAACUAAUGAGUAAUUGUUGAAUUUUUGGAUCACACAGUGUGUCUACAUUUCCUACAAAUCUUCUUUUCGGCCUUCCUCUAGACCUAUUGCCUGGCCGUUCCAACCUCAACAUUCUUCUACCGAUAUAUUCAUAAUCUUUUCUCUGAACAUGUCCAAACCACCUCAGUCUGGCCUUUCUGACUUUAUCUGCAGAACAUCUAACAUGGGUUGUCCCUGAUUAACUCAUUCUUGAUCCCAUUCAUCCUGGUCACUUCCAAAGAGAACCUUAGCAUCUUCAGCUCUGCUACCUCCAGCUCUACUUCCUGUCUUUUUUUCAGUGAAACUGUCUUUAAGCCAUAGAGCAUUGUAUUUUCACUACUGUCUUUAACACCUUCCCCUUCAUUCUCACAAGAUCAAUAUCACACAACACACCUGACACUUUUCUCCACCCUUUCCAACCUGUCUGCACACGCCUCUUCACCUUCUUUCCACACUCUCUGUUGCUCUGGACUAUUGACCCUAAGUAAUGCACCUUCUUUACCUCUGCUUCCUGUAGCCUAACCAUUCCAUUUGGGUCCAUCUCAUUCAUACACAUGUAUUCUGU